AGAAUAUUAUGAGGAGAAUAGCUAGGCACCACAAGUUUGCUUGCUUGCUAGGCCCCAGCAUCUAGUAAAACUAGAUUAUUCAAUUCCGAAUAUGUUUCCUUCAAGUCUUCAUCGAGCCAUCCAGAGAAACCAUCCAAAUUGCCGGCUUAAUAUCUAUCCCUUUCAGUCCCUGAGUCUUGAACAUACCAGGGAUGGGACGAACGAACCAAUCUGACCAUCCCAUGUAUCAAGAUCCAUUUGAAUUUGGAAUCCUUCAAUCACCAGGGCUACAUACCCUUGCUUUCGAAUAUACUUUUGAGGUUAUGGGAAAUCUCAUAGAAUCACUAGUCAAACUAGACGAAAUCUUCCCACUCUCGGUUCUGACCAUGAGUCCCACUCUUAACCACCUCAUCGUUCAGCUAAAUAGUGUAUUUAGCUCGAGCCGUAAUAUUUCAAACUUGAAAAGAGAAUGGCGGAGGUUUGUUGCCGCUUUGGAGCCUCACCCGAGUCAGGUAACCCACAUCGAGUCUCUAUCCUUUCCAGCUCUUAGCAGCGAUCCUGUCGAGUAUAUUUUGCUGAAAUUCAGCGAAGUGCUCGAUUUUUCUCACAUUCGUUGCUUGGACAUACAUAUGUAUUCGAAUCCGAAUACUUUAGCAGAGGUCGCCUUGUUGCUGACCAGUCUGAAUCAGCUAUCUAUAACAGACGAUCCACAGUGGAGGUUUUAUCCUGAUCCAACUGCGGACAACCAUGAGAUGAUUUGGGCGAUCCAGGUCUUUUAGCUCAUUAAAGCGCCUCUGUCUCCGGGCAGAGUGAUAUUAUAUUACGGCAUGGUCCGACAUUGGAAGGUUUUAUCAUCGAGCCAUCAGAGUAUAGUCGUCUCACCCCAGACACAGCAGAUGAUGGGUACAAAUUUCCCCCCCUUUGACUGCGAGGAAAUCGCUCGGCUAGCCUCGAAUUGUCCAAAUUUACAGGAGCUAUACCUUCUAAUCGAACGCUAUGGGGGUAGUCCUGCGGAAUGGAGGUUAUACAAGGUUUUGGGAAACUUCACCCAGCUUAACACACUUAUAUUGUUUCUUCACUGCGGCCCGCGACAAGGCCCUAUCGAUCAAUAUAGCGACUUGC
Molecule: messenger RNA, 1101 nt
Organism: Aspergillus alliaceus
Lineage: Eukaryota; Fungi; Ascomycota; Eurotiomycetes; Eurotiales; Aspergillaceae
Exons: 1
Coding region: 192-758 (188 amino acids)
Source: RefSeq, a predicted model, not a curated record